AACUUUGACCACUUCCAGAUACUCCGAGCAAUUGGGAAGGGAAGCUUUGGCAAGGUGUGUAUUGUGCAGAAGAGAGACACUGAGAAGAUGUAUGCCAUGAAGUACAUGAACAAACAGCAAUGCAUUGAAAGAGAUGAAGUUCGAAAUGUGUUUAGGGAACUAGAGAUCCUGCAGGAAAUUGAACACGUAUUCUUGGUGAAUCUCUGGUACUCAUUUCAGGAUGAAGAGGACAUGUUUAUGGUAGUAGAUUUACUCCUAGGUGGCGAUCUACGAUAUCAUCUUCAGCAAAAUGUUCAGUUUACAGAGGAAACAGUGAAACUUUAUAUCUGCGAGAUGGCACUAGCUCUAGAUUAUUUACGAAGUCAGCAUAUUAUUCACAGAGAUGUAAAACCAGACAACAUUCUCCUUGAUGAACAAGGUCAUGCACAUCUAACAGAUUUUAAUAUUGCAACAAUAAUCAGAGAUGGUGAAAGAGCAACUGCGUUAGCUGGAACCAAGCCAUAUAUGGCUCCAGAGAUUUUUCACUCCUUUGUGAAUGGUGGGACAGGCUACUCCUUUGAAGUUGAUUGGUGGUCAUUGGGAGUGAUGGCAUAUGAACUUCUUCGUGGAUGGAGGCCCUAUGACAUCCACUCCAGUAACCCUGUAGAGUCUUUAAUUCAACUCUUCAGUACUGUGAGUGUUCAGUAUACGGCAACAUGGUCAAAGGAAAUGAUUGCUUUAUUAAGAAAGCUGUUGACAGUGAACCCGGAGCAUCGGUUUUCCAGUCUAACGGACAUCCAGACCUCAUCCUACUUAUCCAGUGUCAUCUGGGAUGAUGUCUGUGAGAAGAAGAUGGAGGCUGGCUUUGUUCCUAAUAAAGGCCGUCUGCAUUGUGAUCCCACCUUUGAGCUGGAAGAGAUGAUCCUGGAGUCAAGACCCCUGCAUAAAAAGAAAAAAAGACUUGCAAAGAACAAGUCCAGGGAUAACAGCAAGGACAGCUCGCAGUCAGAAAAUGACUAUCUUCAGGAAUGCCUUGAAGCUAUCCAGCAAGACUUUGUCAUUUUUAACAGAGAGAAGCUGAAGAAGAGUCAAGAACAGAUGAAUGAGUCUGUUUCUCCUCCUGAAACUACUGAUGAAGCUGAGACAGAAGCUGAAUCUGAGAAUUCCAAUUUAAAUAUGUGCAGCUCAGUAUGCUCUUCUACAGGCAGCAGCUAGGACUACAGCUUCAAGGCAAAGGGCCAAAAGUCCGUGCAUCUCUUAAAUAAAUCAUUCUCAGGUUGCAUUGAUUACUAUGUGCUGUAUGCCGAGUACUUCAAUUGAAAAAAAGUCACAGAAUCAAUAUCCUAAAGCUGUAGCAGAGCAGAUAGUUCUUUAAGAACUGAAUUCAUGGGUUAAACUGAUUGCCAGUUCUGAACACUGGGUACUUACUAUGGGGAAAGAUAUGUGCUAUGCAACACCUUGGAAAAAAAGUUCAAUUUCUUUCUUGUUUCUUUUUUAAUGGCAGAUCACUGACUCAGUUGUCGAGUAGUAAGAUAACAUCCCAGAUCCUUGGAUACAAAUCAAGGAACAUGUGGUGCAAGAGUGUGUGUGUGUGUGUGUGUGUGUGUGUGUGUGUGUAAGGGAAGGAUUGCAGAGAUCAUGCAAAUUUCACAUUUGCAGUCCCACAGUGCAAAGACUUCAGUAUAUAGAACUGGUCCCUUGUGUAAAUUAGAGCAGUCCAAGGGCUUCUCUAAUUUAUGACAAGUGUAAACAGCCUCAAGAGAUUGAAGAGCAGAGGAUCACGCAGGAUAAGUCACAUCCCUGUUCCUUAGCCUUAUGCAGAAGCAUACUGCCAACUCACUACAACCGCAUCCUUCUGGGGCUGGACAUUAGUUUUACAAACAGGGUCUGUUAACAGUGUGAAACAAAGCAGCAGCACAAGACCAGGGAAUCUGGCCUCAAAUAUUUGAUCUAUUCUUGUGGAGAUGGACAACUGCAAGCAAAGGAAUUAGAAACAACAAAGAUUUUCUCAACUCAUUGAGGUUAGUAGGGCAUACCUUGUAUUGGACUUACAGUUUUACUGGAGCCAUAUAAUGCUGCUCAGUUAUGGAUGAAAGAGGGGGAUAUGUUUAACCCUUCUCUUUAUUUUAUUCUAAGUGUAAAGUAAAAGUACUGUACAUAAACUACUGGGACCUGUCUUAGCUUCUCAUUAAGACAGGCGUUCUUUUAAUUUUUCUCCAGCUGUGGAUAUUGCCUUUCUCAUUGUUCCAGAAGCCUUUUCUAUGUUAGUGGCUUAAUCUACUACAGAGUGGCUUUAGGUUGCUAUUACUGUAAUAGUACCAAAUCAGUUCUAUUAUAUCCUGCAAUUAUUGUGGUGUACAUAGUUCUCAUAGCUGCAUUGACCUAUCCAAAUCAAUUUGUUACCAGACAUUAAAAGAGGUUGCCAAGUUUGCAUCACUGUUGCAUAUUCAUGGAGCAAAAUGGGUGUAGAAUGUUUUUAACAGAUAUUGACUCUUUCAAGGCAAUUUCUGCUGUCUCACUGUAUAGUUUUAAAUUUCCAUGAAUGAAAUACAAAAGGUAUAGCCAGUAUAGAGCAAUUUUAUAUGUUAGAUGACAAGACAUACUUACCUUCCCACAGUUUUAUGUGGAAAUUAGUAAGUGCUAAAAAUUGUGCAGAACCAAAUUUUCAUAAAAAUCUUGAAAAAUGAGUUCAAGUGUGCAGGCACAACUUGUAGGGAAAAAAGCCAAAGCUUUUAUACCAGUUGCACAGUUAUUUUUAGGAUGCAGCCAGGUAAAUGGCUUGUCCUGUUAGUAAAUAAACUGUAGAAGAUGAUAGUUCUUGCUAGAGUUGUGAACAUCCACAUUCCAUCAUACACAGAACAAAUCAGAGCUGGGAGAGCUUGAAUAGGCCCUUACUCUGGAGCCAGCUCUUUACAGAUAAUGAACACUGACCAACUAUGUUAAUGUUCCUAGAUCUUACUAUCCACUAUCCCUGCUCUAACAACAGACUGAAGUAGGGAAUUGGCAUAAGUCUAAAUAAAUACCUCCCUCCUCCCUACAGCUGCAGAAGAACACUUACAUCCCUAGCUUUGAGUCACAAACUUCAUUAAAACAAAGGAGAGUUUCCUUUUCCUCCUGCCUUUGAGAAACAUGAAAAUGAGUUCAAAGGCUCAUAAUGUUGUCUUAGAUCCAAGCCAUAGUUUGCUUUAGUCUCUCUCGGUUUCCCUCUGAUUCUUCCCAGGGAAAGGGAAAAAUAAGAUAGAACAUUUUUAGAGAAUCAAACCCAACAAUAAUCAGCCCUCCCUUUACAAAAUAGCAUCUCUUGACUCAUCCCCAUUCAGACCACUGAAUCAAAAUGCUCCUCACUUGUAGUACUGGAGAUGUACUACUUCUUGCAUUUGAAUAAAAAAAUCUGAUAAACUCUGAUGUAAAUAGAUGUGAACAUGCCUCUCAACCUGCCAAGAUUCAAAUGGGGAACACAUGGAACAAAGAUGCAAAAUGAAAGACACAAAAUUGUCUGUGAAGGAAACAAACAUUUUGAGAUUUAUUCUGUUGGUAUAAGUGGCUUUUUCAGAAGCCUCAGUUUCCCUCCUCUUUAUUGCUCAUGUAAAUAAUUUUCAACAAUAAAAGUGAUGGGACAUUAAAAUUGUGAGGAACAUGGGUCAUGCUGAGACUAGAUGAGUUACUUGUGAGAUGUGGAUGCACUCCUAACAAGUGAAUGUCAGCAACCUCUCAGUUCAAGAGGAUCUCUGUCAGUCUCAUCAGAAUGUAUGUAAUAGAAAAUGCAGUCUAACAUUCACUGCUGUAUUUGGGGCAUGAUGUCAAUAGUGCCUGAAGUCCAAGUUGCAGUGAAUAGGGAUGAAAUGUUUGUUUCUCGGUUCAUUUUUCCUUGUCUGUUGUUCAUUUACUUCCUCUUUUUGUCGCUUACUUUGCCAUACUAAUUCAGCAGAAUGUCCUCAGCAGUACUGAACAUAGACCAGCAAAGCUAAAUGAGGGCAUCUCAUUAUCAAGGCUUCUAGGAUCAAAUCAUUAGGGGCCAAAUCUGGCUGCUUGAAGGCACUACUGAAGUGCAAGAUAUUAUUUCCUAAGGAAACAAGAUUUGGAAAACUUGUUCACACAUGAUUUCUGCCUCACCUACCUGUAUUUCUACGUCUUAAUCUAUAAGAAGCAAACAACAACAUGACAACAAGAGACUUUUAGAAUCAUUGUACUGUGCAUUAGAAACACCAGGAGUACAAUAUAAUUCAAGUACUCAUUUUCAUCUUAAAUAAUGCAUGCAAAUGUACCUCACUAAUACCAAUCUGGGGAAUAGGUUUUAUUGAUGCCUAUUUAUGCAUAUUCCCCAGAGAAGAGAUAACAAGAAUAUGGUAACUGUACAAAGACAAAUGGUAAGACAUGGAUGAAGAUUUGCUUUAUUGUUAAAGAAAAAAAGAUGGGUUUCUUAAUAUAAUGGGCCAAAUUCAUCAGUGAUGUAACUCCAUUGAAUGUGGCUGUUUUAUAUUUGUGUGUUUAUAUUUGCUUUAGGAGAAAAUGUGUGAAAGGAUGUUAGACUUUAUGCACUUCAGCAUACUGUACCAGUUCUCCUCUCUGAUGUUUAUGGGGUACACAGCGUUUGAGGUGUGGUAGGCUUUAUAAUAAAUAUAUUGUGAAAAUUUCAAUGUUGCCUCUUUACUUGACUAGGCUGCGUUGUCCUGGUUCCUAUGUUCCUUUGAUGAGUCUUUGAUUCAAACUGUGGACAAAGUGAGCAUGACCCAAUGCCCAUUAAAAUCUGAGUCCUUUUACUAAUUUUAUUGGGCAUUAGAUCAGACCUUGUUUGUCUCAGUUUAUUUCAUUCAUGUCCUGUGCAAAACUGUAUUUGAUACAUAUAAAACUUUUGAGGGCAAUAGGAUUUUUUCUCUGUUCACCUAUUUCAUUCACGCCAUUUUCCUAACAUUACCAUUUACCGAGUUUUAUUUCUUUGGGGUUUAGGAGUUUAAUGCACAGUCUGUGAUUUGGUAAAUUUCCAUAUUUUUUAAGUUUAAAGUUGUCUCUUAUUUCUGGCAUAGACCCACAAUGUGUACAAGCAAGUAGGAGAAGAAUACAGACUCCCAGUUCUGGCAGCCAGCAAAUGUUUACUACCUUGAGACACUGAAGUCAUAUAUUCUAACCCUAAUGCUAGAAGAAAUGAUUCUUAGACCUACUGGGGUACUAGGAAAAUGGAGAUAACAUGUUUUACACAUGUGUUCUAGGAUCUCUGUGGUGUAAGAAGAUUUAACAUCUGUAACUGUGUGGUUAUAGCACAAUCCUGAAUUUCUUAAAUCUCAUUAAAAAUCCACUGAAGUCGGUGUGAAUUUUGGAGUACAGGAAAGAGGAGAUAAACAGUAAGUGAACAGUAAAAGCCUACUACUGGAAACACUCUUAACAUGGAACUUUAUUUGAAAUAAAGUAUGAAACAAAGUAUACCACACACAUCUGAUUAUACUAGUAACAAAAAUAAAAUUAAACAUCUACUUUGCUCAAUCCAAAGUGUGAAACAAAUGACUUCAAGCAAUUUUAAAGCUCAAUUUUAAUUUGUUAAUGAGUUUGUUCCUGUUUUAAAAAGCAGUGUUGGUUUGAUUAUUUAUUAACUAUUUCUCUUUUUACAGUAGGUCUCAUCAUUUUUGAGCCUGAUCCUGCAUUUAGUCCACAAUUCACGGUGAAUUUCAUGGAGGACAAUAGUUAUAAAUCUUCAUAGUGUAGGGCUUGACAUAAAUUAAUGACAAAUUUUGCUGUUUUUUAUUCCUGAGUACCACAGUACUGAACUUGACCUGCCAAAAAAAAAUAAUUCAAAUAUUGUCUGUAUUAAUAAUUCUCUGUAGAAUGGUUUUCUACAAUGUCUUUUUGGUUUUCCACAGCUAUUUCCCUUGUAAUGUCAUUUGUAGUCUGUUACUCUCAAGUCCUUGCUAUAAUAUAAAUAACACUUUUUUCCUUGUUACAUUACAAAUUUCUGAAAAUAUUAAAAAAAAAACCCCUUUCAUUGAACUUACCUGACUUCACUGGGGAUUUUGCACAUGAAAGGAAUGCAGGACCAGGCCUUAAUGGUUCCUUUGUUACCAAUUACUUAUUGGUCUAUUCCUUGCCACAGAGUAAACAAAGGUAAUAAAAUAAAAGGUAGAAACAUGUAUGACAAACUUGAUUUAGGACAGUGCUGAAAUCCUGCUGCCUUGCAGGUUACUUUAAAAAAAUCAUACCAGUAUAAAUCAGAUCUGUAAGUAUAUCCUUGUAUUCUAUGUUAAUACAUUUCUGUAAUUUUUAUUGCAUGAAAAGAGAACCAUAUUAUACAAAAAAGAAUAUAAGUUAUGGCAAUAUAUUUGUGUUUUUGCAGAUACUGCCAAGAAGCCAUUGCAUUUGUGGCGUAAUAAAUGUGUAUUUUUAAAAUA
Gavialis gangeticus (Gharial) is the source of this 6356-nucleotide messenger RNA. It is a transcript of the gene STK32C, whose product is annotated as serine/threonine kinase 32C. The coding region runs from base 88 to 1194 and encodes 368 amino acids. Gene Ontology annotation, molecular function: ATP binding; G protein-coupled receptor binding; G protein-coupled receptor kinase activity. Lineage: Eukaryota; Metazoa; Chordata; Crocodylia; Gavialidae. The transcript has 11 exons. Gene Ontology annotation, biological process: regulation of signal transduction; G protein-coupled receptor signaling pathway; protein phosphorylation. The record is from RefSeq and is a predicted model, not a curated record.